AUGAGGUGGUGUUUUGUGUUUUUGUUGUCUGUGCAUCUUGUUGUCGGUUCGAGAGUGAUUCUAGUGGAAAAUGCGCCAACGUGUUUCAAACGAGUUUUAGCGGGAAAGAGAGCGCUCCGAAGUCACGUACGAAGGGUUGUGGAUUGCGAACGUCUCGAAGACUGUAGACGAGAGUGUGCUACAGAAAGAAGAUUUCAUUGCGAGAGCUUUAACUAUAGAUUAGAUCCAACAUUUAGAGGCAAAGGCUUAUGCGAGCUGAUGACAAAACCAAUCGAAGCAUUCGACAUCCACCAGGACUUUGUAGAAGAUAAAGACUUCGAUUUCUACGAACUCGACCGAAAUAGCCUGGAACCUUACUGUCCAGAAACAUUAAGAGGACCAGGGCUUUUACAUUCUGGUUUUUUAUCCUCAAAAUCUAAGGGGCAAGAGCAAAAUAAUUGGAAAGAUAGAAUUGAUUAUUCCGAAACUGGCCACAAAAGCUAUAAUAGGUUCUACGAUGAGCGAAGGACGCAAUCACAUAAUAGACGCUACGAAGACCAAUUUUACGUUCCAUAUCAAAUAGGUAUUAAAACAAAACCAAAUGACGAUCGCGAAAAGUGGGGACAAUAUGGCGGCAGCUAUGGAGGAGUAGACAGUUAUUACAAAGAUAGAAAUGAUUACCGAGAUUCUGUUAGGCAUUGGAAAAUUUCUGAUCAACCACCAUACAGUCAUGGUGUCAAAACCUAUACUGAGGAUAGAGAUUUUGAUUAUCGCAGUCUUAGGACUAAUAGUGGGCAUGAUAACUAUGAAUAUGGAUAUGGUUCUUGGAAGAAGGGACAGUGGACUGGCUCCGGUAGUUUCUGGAAGGAUUUUGAUGCAAAUGAUUAUCAUCAUCACAAGCAUAGUUACGAAUUUGAAGGCAGAAGCGAGGAGUCGGCUAAAGAUUGUUCAUCUCGCCGUAGUCCCGGAAUGUCGCUAGGUUCUGGCUCCAUCAGACGCUCGUUGCUCGGGCAUACUGUCGUCGAGUGUGAAGCAGCAUGCUUUAAUGAGAGGGAAUUUAAAUGUGUAUCUUAUAGCUACAGAUAUUCUAGCCCACCGGGUUCCGACAACUGUUUCUUAAGCGAACGUCCAUACCAGGGGCUACAGAUGUCGGCAGAUAGUGGUUCUGAUGUUUACGCGAUGCCUAUACAUAAGGACUGCCUUACUAUUAGUAGUAAACCUUGGGUUGAAAGCGAGUGCUUCUGGCACGUGCGAUCUGGUGCAGCAGUGUCGGGUGUAGGGGUGCGCGCCGCUCUCACAGUGGCUGGGCUAGGAGCGUGCGAGGCAGAAUGCUUACGUGCAAAUGGCUUUUUUUGUAGAGGAUUCAGUUUUAGGUUCGAUCCACCAACAAUAGGUGAUGAUUUAGAAAAUUGUCUACUUACAUCAUCACCACCAACUUCACUCGAACUAAAUCAUGGUUUAAGACCAAGCAAGCACGAACUGUAUGCGAGAGGCAACUAUGGAAGAGGAUGUGAACCUGCGCUAUAUGACGACGUUAAGAAGGAACCACAGUGUUACCUCCAGUAUGAAAGCUCAGCAAAACUUUCCCCUAGUUCCAUUCGAGGUCAAGCUCGGGCUAAAGACGAGCGCGCGUGUGGCAAUGCCUGUACCGAUGCACCUUUUAGAUGCUUGAGCUUUUCUUUUAGUAAUAAUGCAUCACCAGACAAAGAAAACUGUCUUCUAUCAGAAAUCCGACUCUUCGAUCUUCAUAGAGGAGUUGAUUAUGUACAUUCUGAUGACGAUUUAUUGUUCUCCUUCGAUCUCUUCAAUGGCCAAUGUUGGAGAAAAGUUCAUGGAAAAGAGGAAUACGAUGUACCAACAUUAGAGUUACCUCACCCACUAUCAGCUCCAGCGAUUGAUGAAUAUCAUGGACCAGCUUCUGGACCCGAUUUACUUCCACCGCCAGAAAUCUAUAUACCCAGUUCAGGUUCAAGUGGAUCAGAUUUUUCAGGACCACCAAUUAAACCAUACAUCCAUGAAACCGGACCAGGCUAUAAACCGAGCUUUGAGCCAAGCGGCCCAGUAAAACCUAGUUACUUACCUGAAAGUGGCCCAGGAAUAAGUGGUCCGAGUGGGCCAAGUGGUCCAAACUUUCCAGAUUUUAAACCUCAUUCAAGGCCAGAUUAUAUUGAACCUGGUUAUAAACCAAGUUUCCUACGACCUUACAAACCAAGUUAUGACGGUUACAAACCUGAUGAUACAAGACCAGUUUUUAAACCAAAUGAUUACGGACCAGAUUAUAAGCCAGACCAUUUUAGACCGAGUUUCAAACCAGAUGAUUAUAGACCUGCCUUCAAACCAGAAGGGUAUGGGCCAGAUAAUUUCAGACCAGGUUACAAACCAGAUGUUAUUGGACCAAGUUAUAGACCAGAUUUGAGACCUAGUGGGCCUUAUUUACCUGGACCAAGCGGUCCAAGUGCCCCAAGCGGUCCCCCUAGUUUGAAACCUUCCUACGGUCCAAGACCAGAAUCAGACUUAGGCUUUAAGCCCAACAGACCAUCUAGACCAGGAGAUAGAGUAGAUGACGCUUUAUCAUUGUCAUGGCGUCAUUACACGGUGUCAGGGUUCCCGUGUAGGAAGGGAAGUGCGUGUGAACAAAACCUUGUAGCUGGACAUUGGGCGUGUGAGCCGGAGGGCGGUGAGAUUGGUUCAUGGGAUUACUGCUGCGCUCCGACACACAGAUGCGGAUAUAGUGAAGGCUUCCGUAAGCCUUGGUGUUACGUCGGCCCAUCUCCAGACCAAUGGCGACCUUGCAGCGAAAAAUAUUAUCCGUACCAUCAGCAUAAAGUGCCCCAUCCCUCUCUAGGAACACGAGAAGCAGUACGUCCGCGUCCAGUAGCUGUUGAUAAAAACCCAUCAGACCAUCCUAUAACAUAUUUAUCGGAAGCCGACAGACGUUAUUGGGAUGAUUUAUAUAAAAAUGGACCUAAAGCGUAUUACGAUAGAAAUGGAAAUCCUUUACCAGGCUACACCCGUGUACCAACAGAAGACAGACCACACAUCAAGUACCAAAGAAACCCUCCACCACCCGCAUCCGGUCACUGGGUCCCGGUGUCUGAGUCUGACGACGAGCCCGCUGGAGGGCUGGGCGUUCCUAGAUACUGGCCCGUAUCCUACUUACAUAAAGGCCCGCCUCCAAAUACGACAUACUUUAGAUACAGCGAAACCUCACCCACAACAGAAAAAUAUUAUACACGAACUACCCCACCUCGAGAACAAUUCGACUAUAAGCGUGUUGAUUUGAACAAACCAAUAGAAAACGAUAUAGAAAGUAGAUCUAUAGAUGACGAUGCACCAAGAACCGAAAAACGAAUUAAUAUUACUAGUGAUGAUGAUUUAGAUCUGACAGUGGACAAUACAACAACUAAUAAACCAGCAACAAAUGAAACAAACCAAAAUAUAACUGAGAAAGAAGAAACGCUUAAUAAUACUGAAAUACCUAUUCCUUCUCAGAUUGCUAGUAUCGAAGAAGACCACUUUGUAAAAGGCAUUGAUGGGAAAUUACAUGAUUUUACACAUUCUUUAGAAGUUUUUGACUUAGAUGAUAUUAAAGGUGAUAAGCCAUGCGAUAAAAAGACUUUGGAAGCAGAAGAAAGACAAAUUGAAGCUAUAGGACGCUUAAUAGCUUCACGGCGUGGUGGGAAACUUAUCGUUGAAAAACGAUCUCAGAAAGAUUUAGAAUCGAAAAGCAUAUCUCUUGAUAAGGACUUCAUAGAUUUUAAUUUUGGCAACCGUUUUCCAACUUCAGAGAGACGUGGUGUGGUUCAAAAGGUGUCUAAAGAUGAUAUUGAAAAAGAUAGAUUUUUAAACGACAAAAGCUUAGAAGUUAGUGAGACGACAUUCGUUAGACCACCUCGAGUUUUGAGCACGACAGAGAAUAUUAAGAAAGCUGUAGUAAAUGGCAAGGUGUUUUAUGAUGCAACGAUACGAGAUCAACGCGAGUUAUUUAAUAACACACGAAGAGGUAAAAACUUACGCUUAGAAGAAAACAGAGGACCUGUACCUAAUGGAAGUCCUAAAAAGAAGAAUAUCAGAACUCGUAACACUAACCCUAUAAGACGAGUCAGAAGAGUUUAUAGAAAGAGAUACAAUCCAGAAGAAGUGAGAAAGAGAUUGUUAGAAAGGGAGAAGAAUAAAACGGAAGUUAAAAGC
Molecule: messenger RNA, 4170 nt
Organism: Brenthis ino (lesser marbled fritillary)
Lineage: Eukaryota; Metazoa; Arthropoda; Insecta; Lepidoptera; Nymphalidae
Source: the annotation of a GenBank genome assembly